Messenger RNA from Aspergillus bombycis, 2001 nucleotides. RefSeq lists its product as uncharacterized. NCBI's taxonomy places the organism in Eukaryota, Fungi, Ascomycota, Eurotiomycetes, Eurotiales, Aspergillaceae. Bases 1 to 2001 code for a protein of 666 amino acids. The transcript is spliced from 4 exons. Gene Ontology annotation, cellular component: chromatin. Gene Ontology annotation, molecular function: zinc ion binding; DNA-binding transcription factor activity, RNA polymerase II-specific; RNA polymerase II cis-regulatory region sequence-specific DNA binding. The record is from RefSeq and is a predicted model, not a curated record. Gene Ontology annotation, biological process: DNA-templated transcription; regulation of transcription by RNA polymerase II.
AUGGCGGCCCUUCCCUUGAUGGGCCACCAGCCAGCCAGCCUAACAUCGUUGAGGGCUGCGCCUACUCCGCUAUCUAGCCGUUUCGAAGCCCUUGCGGAAAUGCUCCAAACGAACGGUAACUCAUAUAUAUGUUAUCAAACUUACUCGAAUAUCACGCUAAUACUUAUACCAGAUCCCGUACUGGAGGGUAUUAUUGCUGAACCGAGGUCACAGUUUGCCACUUCGACUGAUGUAGACCACCCUGGCGGACCCAUCACUCGCAACCUUGCCCAGGGAUCCAGUACGCAUCAAAUUGCACAAUUAAUUCACGAAGUCCCCACGAUAUUUCCUGCUCCACAGAUAGCCUUAGGUCAGCAUGCUCCCACAAACCACGUAAAGCUAGCCAAUAAUCGGUGUGAAAUAGGAGCCCAAAUUGUUCCGCACUUUACCCAUCCUACCGUUACCGAAUACCAGAGGAACUCAUUACAGCAGUCAAUAAACGGCUUUGGGCUGCCUGGAUGGAAGCUUCCAUCCAGUGACUCUUUAACCAGAUUCUUAGCCGGGUAUUUCACGGGGUUCUAUUCAUAUGCACCCUUCACCCAUGCACCAACCUUCAGGUUUGAUGCAUGCUCACCGGAACUUCUUUUAGCUAUGCUGGCUAUUGGAGCGGCUAAUCGCUUUGAAUAUAAUUCUGCAAUCAAUAUGUUCUAUGUCUCGAAAGCAAUACUACUAGAGCGCCAGCACCAAAGGGAGCGUGGUAUGCUUGAACGGCUAAUGAACCACAGAGCGAGCAAUGAUUUCGUAGAACGAGAUUAUAUGGACGAGGUCCGGUGCUUGCUCUGUCUCAUGAGUAUUGCGACGUGGGAUAAGGACUUGAAUCUCAGAAACGAAUCACUCGUGUUACGUGGGCAGCUCGCUCAUGCCUUGAGAUUAAGUGGACUUGAAGAGCAAAUGGAAGUACGCGAUAUCCAUUGGGAAACCUGGGCUCGCCUAGAAUCGGAAAGACGUGCAAAGCUACUUGCAUUCUGUUUUCUCAACGUCCAGAGCAUCGCAUAUAACCUUUCGCCAGUCAUCUGGAGUCAUGAAAUCAAGCUGCGCCUGCCUUGCUCCUGUCCUGAAUGGACGGCACCUGAUUCAGCAACUUGGGCUUUGCUAAGACAAAAUACCCCGAUUACAAAAAGUCACUUCUACCCAGCUUUAAAGGAUCUGCUAUCCCCUUCUCCAUGUGAUAUCAAUGAGCUCAACCCGACGCCCGUUGCUAACUACACAUUGCUGCAUGGGCUCAUACAAACAAUUAUGUGGGUCCAGAUCUUUCCCAAGGAUCUAGGGGCUGACCCAACUUCAGACAGCCGAGUGCUCUUCCGUAAUGCCUUGCGUAAAUGGACAAUAUACUGGCAACGGACUCCAGAAUCUAAUCUUGAGCCAUUCGACCCCAACGGACCAUUGCCCUUCAUGUCAAGCGCUUGGCUCAGCUUUGCUUACAUUCGGAACUGUUCUCAAUUCUCUAACUGUCAGUCUCGUGAGAUAUUCUCGUGGAAUGUUGCUUCUAUCGCGCGUGCUCUUCGCGCGUCUCCAUCUGCAAACCACGAAUGGGAUGAACUAUUGGCGGCCCAUCAUGCGACUCAUUUCAUGGGUAUAUUGGUCAGGCUUGGUAUACAAUACAUCAAGCACAAUCGGGCAUCGUUAUGGAGCAUUGAGGCUGCGUUAUGCGGGCUGGAAUGUUCCGUUUUCCUUGACAAGUGGCUUCGAGCAUUUUAUACUUCCACAGAUCCUAAGUCAUUAACAGACCACGAACAUAUGCUCCUUGAAUGGGCUCGAGAUAUCGUCCGCGACGGCUUUAUAUCCAUCAACGGUGUCGACCCUGACAUCUCCUCAGGUCGGCCUGAGGACUUAGUCAACUGCACUGUCGAGGUUUGGUGUCACAUCAUGCAGGGCGAUUCUCCCUGGCCAUUUAUUGGCAUGUUAGGCGACGCUGUGGUUCAAUAUAAAACGAUCGCUCGCCAGGGCCUGGAUAAAACAUGA